CAAAAUUUAAGCCCACUUCUGAGGCAGUUGAAGUACGGAAGCCGAGAAGUAGAUAAGACCAAGAAGAAGAAGAAGAGAGAUGCUGAUUACGUUCAGUGAAGCUGCUGCAGCUUCUUGUUCUUCAUGUGCUUGGCCUCUUAGCUCGAGCGUUUCUUCCUCCAAAAAACUAUCUUCAACACUCAGAAAUCCCAUAUGCAGAGCUUCCGUUCAAAGACAACCCAACAACUCCAUCGCCACUCCCUCUUCUUACUCUCUAUCUCAAAGCUGUGAAAGCUCAGUUUUUGAUCCCUUGGGUGUCAAUCCAGAUGUAUGUUCUAGUUUAAAUAGCGCUUGGGAAAGUUUUGUAAGCUUGUUAUCACCAUCAUUUGAGAGCACUACAAAGAAGGAAAAAUCUUCUUCAGCUCGAGGAUUGGCAGCUGCAAUUGAGGACAGUUCCAUUGAUUUUGGGGACUUCUUCAAAGGCCCGUUGCCUGGAAAAUUUCUUAAGCUCUUGGGACUUUUGGCACUAUCCAGACUCGGAAUAUAUAUUCCUCUUGGUGGAGUUAAUCGAGAGGCUUUUGUGGGCAAUUUGGAUCAGAACAGUCUAUUGGGCACAUUGGAUACAUUUUCUGGGGGAGGCAUUGGUAGACUGGGAAUAUGCUCUCUUGGUAUAGUUCCCUAUAUCAAUGCACAAAUUGUGUUUCAGCUUCUUGCCCAAAUAUAUCCCAAGUUGCAAGAUCUUCAGAAAAGAGAAGGUGAAGCAGGAAGAAAGAAAGUAAAACAGUAUACUCAAUAUGCUUCAGUUGGGUUUGCGGUAGUACAGGCAAUUGGUCAAGUACUUUUCCUUCGUCCAUAUGUCAAUGACUUCAGUACACAGUGGGUUCUCACAUCUGUUACUUUAUUGACUCUUGGCUCUGUAUUGACAACAUACCUUGGGGAGAAAAUCUCUGAUCUAAAACUUGGAAAUGGAACCUCACUUUUAAUAUUCACAAACAUCAUUUCCUACUUGCCUGCAUCUUUUGGUCGGACUGUUGCACAGGCAUAUCAGGAUGGUAACUAUGUUGGGCUGGUUGCCAUCAUUAUUUCGUUCUUCUUGUUAGUCCUUGGUAUUGUCUACGUUCAGGAAGCGGAGAGAAAAAUUCCGCUCAACUAUGCCUCAAGAUACAGUAGCAGAAGUGGAGGGCUUCAAAGAUCUGCAUACCUACCCUUUAAGGUAAAUAGUUCUGGAGUGAUGCCCAUUAUAUUUUCAACAUCAUCAUUGGCUCUUCCUGGAACUCUUGCACGAUUCACUGGUAUGGCUGCACUGAAGAAGGCUGCAUUGGCUUUGAAUCCAGGGGGUUCUUUAUACCUUCCCACCAACAUCAUGUUGAUAGCUUUCUUCAACUACUACUACACUUUCCUACAAUUGGACCCUGAUGAUCUCAGCGAACAGUUGAAGCGGCAAGGUGCGUCAAUUCCGUUAGUCCGACCGGGUAAAAGUACAGCUGCAUUUAUUCAAACGGUUCUUAGUAGGAUAUCUGUGCUGGGUUCUGUAUUUCUAGCGAUCCUUGCAGCUGGUCCUUCGGUUAUUGAACAAACCACCCACUUGACUGCAUUCAGAGGAUUUGCAGGAACUUCAGUUCUCAUUCUUGUUGGUUGUGCAACAGACACUGCUCGAAAAGUUCAAGCAGAGAUCAUAUCGCAAAAGUAUAAGAACAUAGAGUUUUAUGACAUCGACAGGUAUGGUUCAUAAAACCUGGAUCAGACAAAGGACCAGGUAUCAAACAAAAAACUUUAUAACAGUAAUAUUUGUCUGUAUGAUGGCUUUCCCUGAUAGAAGCCAUGGUGAGACAAAGUUUUAGAUGUAUUUUGAUUCGGUUAGCCAUUUUUUGCUGUACAUUUAGGCGGUAACUUAUACAUGUUCUGCCUCAAUAUUGUUCUUUUGAAUUACUGAGAAGAUAAUUGGAAUGUGAAGCAAGAGAUCCUAGUUUCCCUGCUAAA
Messenger RNA from Mangifera indica (mango), 1959 nucleotides. Its product is annotated as preprotein translocase subunit SCY1, chloroplastic. The coding region runs from base 80 to 1711 and encodes 543 amino acids. Gene Ontology annotation, biological process: SRP-dependent cotranslational protein targeting to membrane, translocation. The record is from RefSeq and is a predicted model, not a curated record. The transcript is spliced from 8 exons. Lineage: Eukaryota; Viridiplantae; Streptophyta; Magnoliopsida; Sapindales; Anacardiaceae. Gene Ontology annotation, molecular function: signal sequence receptor activity; transmembrane protein transporter activity. Gene Ontology annotation, cellular component: chloroplast thylakoid membrane.